AGUUCCGCUGCCUGGGUGAAGUGGAAGAAUUGCAGACCCGCCUCCCGCCGCGCCGCCGGCGUAAGACGCGGGCGCUAGUGACUGGUCCGACUCGUCCGAGGGGUGUACGUGCGGCCUCGGAACCGCUCCAAAAGAACCGAUCAGUGCUUGGGCGCCGGCUGCCCUCGCCUGACUUUGGGAACCCCGCCUCGCGCCCUCUCACUGUAUGGGGCGUCACAGCCGCCGGGCGAUGGGGCGUGCCUGCAGUCUUCCGCAAUGGAGCUGGCGGAGCCGUCCCUGCUGGACGCGCUCUCCUACUUGGAGUGUGCCCUAGGCAUCCUGAUCUUCGUGCUGCUCAAGCUGGUGGGCUCGCCUUAUGGGCGCUACGCGUCGCAGCACUCAGCCUGGAGACUGGCUGCGCCCACCGCCUGGGCGUUGCAGGAGCUGCCCUCGUUGGCCGUGCCGCUCUUUUUGUGCGCUGGCACACCUGCCGAGCGCUUACGCAGGUGGCCCAACCGCAUCCUCCUGGCUAUGUUCAUCGUCCACUAUGUGCAACGGUCCUUGAUUUUCCCAUUCCUGAUCCGAGGAGGGAAGCCUACACCACUGUACUCAUGUGUAAUUGCGUUCGUGUUCUGUACCUAUAAUGGCUACGUGCAAAGCAGAUACUUAAGCCAAUACGCAGAGUAUGCUGAUGACUGGGUCACUGACCCCCGGUUCCUAACAGGUUUUGCCCUGUGGGCAGCAGGCAUGCUGAUCAACAUUCACUCAGACCACAUCCUAAGGAAUCUCAGGCAGCCAGGGGAGACUGGAUACAAAAUUCCAAGGGGAGGCUUAUUUGAAUACGUAAGUGCAGCCAACUACUUCGGAGAACUGGUUGAGUGGUGUGGCUAUGGCCUGGCCAGCUGGUCUGUUCAAGGCGGGGCUUUCGCUCUGUUUACCUUUUGUGUUUUACUCCCCAGAGCACAAGAGCACCACCAGUGGUACCUUCAGAAAUUUGAAAAUUAUCCGAAAUUCAGAAAAAUUCUAAUUCCAUUUUUAUUUUAAGUCCAUUGUCAGUGGAAUUAUCUUUGACUUGAAGCAUUUUGAUUAUGUUCCUCCAAGGAUUGUAUACAUGAAUUUUUUGUGAUUUUCCUGCUACUGCAUCUUUUUCAAAUUGGCCCUAAGAAUUGUUUUCCUAGUAAAUUUGUAAGCUACUAACUGAUCAAACUGAAAUACAGGUUGAAGUAUUCUACUGCAUACCAGGGCGGGGAUCUGGAGCUCCGGGCAGUUACUGACGAUCAUGUCUCUGAUUUUGGACUUACCUCUGUUGGUUCUGUCCAGUGAAGUGCGCACCAGACCGGGAUGUACAUGCUGUAUUUGAAGACCUCUCUGGAUCAAAACCUUCCACUACCCCUAGAACAGUUCUUUCAAGGUGAAAGGCAAUGUUGUCUCUUCCCGCCACAGAGGCAUGAUCUGUCUUCUAGGUCCCUCCCCUUCCACUGGGUCAGAGAGGUCUGGGGUACCACAGUGUGGUCAGGGACUCGGGGAAACAUGGGGGCUCUCCCUGUGGGGUACUGUGUAGGCAGAGGUUUUCAGGAUGGAGAAAGGAGAUGCAGGAGGCCCAGGUGAGGCCUGGACAAAAGGCCUGCUCCAGCCUGGCCCACCAGGUGAUGAUACGGGCAGGGCAGAGCCAGACACUGGGGCAUUUACAAGGAGCAAGCUGUUCUGUUGCCCACAAAAGGGAUUUUGUGGAGGCCAGCGGGUGGGAGCAGGCCAGUAGAGCACAGCAGUCUGCACCCGCUCCAGCUACCUGCUGUGCCCCGCCCCCAGUCUCAGGUCACUCGCCAUAAGCCAUCACUGUUCUCUGAUCGGAGGUGCUCCUUUUCCCUUUCUUCUAACUUCUAGGUAGAACUAGGAAAUUUGAAGGCACUUUUUUAAGUACCUCUCAAGCAUUGCAAAAUGAUAUCUUGAAGCAGAAUUUCUUGCUUUAGAUGCACUUGGAAGGUCCUCUAAGAUAAAUGGCAGUGAUAAAAUUUACUACCCAUGGCCUAAUAUGUAAAAGAAAUCUCCAAUUGAGAAGGCUGUUGACUCUAGGCUCUCCGUCAAAAUCUAAUAACCUCAUGGUAAAGGUCCCCUCCCUCUUCACUUGGGACAGUGCUGCCUCCACAGUUGCUGCCAGCUUUGCAGACAUGGAAACUGGAAGAGAAGUUGAAGAGACUGUUCACUUCCGAUCCACUACAGUACUAGGUUGCAGGAGUCCUCCACAGCACACCGGAGGUGGUGUCCUGUCGGUAUACUCAUUGCUGCCUUUGGGCUGGAAGCAGGCCCUCGGCCCCCCAGCUCUCCAGGCCCCCAGCACCAUCCCAUCAGCUCCCCCACCCUUCUGGAGGAUACCUCCCUCGUGAACUGUCACACAGGAACUUGGCUCUCCGUGGGUUCCUCGGGGAUGUAGAAUUCCACAGGGUGCUGUCGUGCUUCAUUUUAACUGAAAACGGGAUGUUUUUGCAGAGACAUUUUACUACUAAAUGAACUUUGUCCCUUUUUCUGACCAAACAAUUACUUGAAGCCUUAAAGCAAUAAAUGGGAUCUCAGGAACACUCCAACGGCUUAGACAGCCUUGAUGGGUUUGGUCCCCUCCCUGAGUUCCGGGCGCUGUGCCUGGCCGGAAGGAUGUGUCUGAGAGCCAGAGGAGCUCACUGUUGAAUGUUACUCCCAGAAGUGCUGCUGUUGGGAAUGGCCCACGUAUACAGAAGUUCGGGUUAACCCAAGAUCUGAUGCAGGGUUUCAGCUCUCCCCACACACACAGUGGAUGGGUUACUAAUGUGGGAAGAAAUCCCCUUCUGUCUUGUCUCUCUACCCUUUGUUUCCUUAUGGCUUAGUAAAUUGUCUUCAGUUGUGUUCAUUAUACUAAGGAGAUUAAUAAAAAUUGUCAGAAGUCCACUCA
Messenger RNA from Phyllostomus discolor (pale spear-nosed bat), 2902 nucleotides. RefSeq names its product steroid 5 alpha-reductase 1 (gene SRD5A1). Gene Ontology annotation, molecular function: 3-oxo-5-alpha-steroid 4-dehydrogenase activity. The transcript is spliced from 5 exons. NCBI's taxonomy places the organism in Eukaryota, Metazoa, Chordata, Mammalia, Chiroptera, Phyllostomidae. Gene Ontology annotation, biological process: steroid biosynthetic process. Bases 256 to 1023 code for a protein of 255 amino acids. Gene Ontology annotation, cellular component: membrane. The record is from RefSeq and is a predicted model, not a curated record.